Molecule: messenger RNA, 2799 nt
Organism: Brenthis ino (lesser marbled fritillary)
Lineage: Eukaryota; Metazoa; Arthropoda; Insecta; Lepidoptera; Nymphalidae
Source: the annotation of a GenBank genome assembly
AUGACAGUCAAAAAUAAAACAGAAGAAAAUAAAAAAGAAAAGGCAGAUCCAACACCAGCACCCAAUGAUGAUUUGUCUGAAGAAGAUAAACGUCUACAAGAGGAGCUAAAUAUGCUCGUCGAAAAACUUGUGGGUAGCGAAGUUGAUCUUUACUUACCGGCACUACAGAUGUUAACUAAUCUAAUAAGAACAUCUACGACUUCUAUGACAUCCGUCCCUAAACCAUUGAAAUUUUUGAGAGAGCAUUAUCCAGCUUUAAAAGAAGUGUAUGAAAAAAUCGAGGAUGAAAAAACAAAGAAAUUUUGCGCUGAUGUUGUCUCCGUACUUGCAAUGGGCGUUAGUGGUUCUCCUGAUGCAGCAGAAAAAAGAGAGUGUCUUAAAUAUUGCUUGCUGGGAACUAUGUCUAACGUAGGUGAAUGGGGUCAUGAAUAUGUAAGACAACUUGAAGGAGAAAUUGCAGAAGAAUGGAAUAUAGAGAACAUGAACUCACUAAUGCCAUUGGUGCGUGAUGUUGUUGCCUUUGAUAUGCAACAUUCUGCUGAAAUUCAGGCUUGUGAUCUACUUAUGGAAAUAGACCGUUUAGAUUUACUGUCUCAACAUAUGGACCAGAGUAAUUAUCCUAGAGUGUGCCUGUACUUAAUAGGAUGUGCAAGCUAUGUAGUUGAACCUGAGUCAACCCAGAUUCUCCAAGGAGUUCUUGACACAUACUUACGUUUUGGAGAGUAUCCACGAGCGCUUCUUGUAGCCAUGCAGUUACAUGACAAGGCCAAAUGUGAAGAAGUAUUUAAUGCCUGUAGUGAUCCAUUGAUAAAAAAACAACUUUGCUAUAUGUUGGCUAGACAAUAUGUACCUCUAGAGUUGGAAGAUGAAGAUUUGAGAACCAUUCUUUUAAAUGCUCACAUAAAUGACCACUUUCUAAGUCUAGCUAGAGAACUUGAUAUUAUGGAACCUAAAACCCCUGAAGAAGUUUACAAAACUUGGUUGGAGUCAGCAGGUUCUGCACUCCGUCCUUCACUGUUGGCAGAACACCCAGUAGAUUCUGCACGUCAAAACUUAUCAGCUACAUUUGUAAAUGCUUUUGUAAAUGCUGGUUUUGGUAGAGACAAGCUAGUUACAACUGAGGAUGGAAACAAGUGGAUGUAUAAGAACAAAGAUCAUGGUAUGCUAUCAGCUGCAGCGUCACUUGGUAUGAUUCAUUUAUGGGAUGUAGAUGGAGGGUUAACUCCCAUUGACAAGUACUUGUAUACUGCAGAGGAACAUAUUAAGGCAGGAGCAUUACUUGCGCUUGGUCUUGUUAACUGCGGUGUGCGAAAUGAUUGUGAUCCAGCACUAGCAUUGUUGUCCGACUAUGUCUUGCACUCAAGUGCUAAUUUGAGGAUUGGUAGUGUGUUAGGUCUGGGCAUAGCGUACGCGGGCACGCAGCGCCAGGAGGUGCUGUCGCAUCUGCUGCCCGUGUUGGCGGACACGACCGCGCCUCCCGAGAUCUGCGCGCUCGCCGCCGUCGCCUGCGGCCUCAUUGCGGUGGGCUCCUGUAACGGCGAUGUAACUUGCGCUAUCAUCCAGCGUUUGAUUGAAGACAACAAAGAACUUCACUCAUCUACAUAUGCCAGAUUCUUACAUUUGGGACUUGGAUUAUGUUUCUUGGGUUGCAAGGAACGCACGGAGGCGACCAUGGCGGCGUUAGAGGUGCUGCCGGAGCCGCAACAGUCGCUGUGCCAGACCACGCUGUCAAUGUGCGCAUACGCCGCCACCGGCGACGUGCUCGUCGUGCAGCAGAUGCUGCAUAUAUGCUCCAAACAUUAUGAUACUGAUAAUGAACAAUCAUCAGCUGAGGAUACUGCUUUCAAGAAACAGGAUAAGAAAGAAUCCAAAGAGGGUAGUAGCAGCAGCAGCAGCAGCAGUGCAAGUGGAUCUAAAGAUGACAAAAACAAAAGUAAAUCAAAGGAGAGUAAGAGUAAGGAUAAAGAAAAGGAGAAAGAAAAGGAGGCCAACAAGGAGCUCUCGUCGGUGCAGGCCGUCGCCACCCUUGGGGUUGCCGUCAUCGCGCUGGGCGAAGAGACUGGUGCCGAAAUGUGCACACGCAUAUUUGGACAACUGGGUCGGUACGGCGAGCCGGCGGUGCGGCGCGCGGUGCCGCUCGCCAUCGCGCUGUGCUCCGUGUCCAACCCGCAGCUGUCCGUCAUCGACGUGCUCAACAAGUACUCGCACGACUCCGACAACGACGUCGCAUACAACGCCAUCUUUGCUAUGGGCUUGGUCGGCGCUGGCACUAAUAAUGCGAGACUAGCGACAAUGCUGCGCGCGCUGGCGCUGUACCACGGCAAGUCCCCGGUGCACCUGUUCAUGGUGCGGCUGGCGCAGGGGCUGUGCCACGCCGGCAAGGGCACGGUCACGCUCAGCCCGGCGCACGCCGACCGCCGCCUCGUCAACCAGCCCGCGCUCGCCGGCCUCCUCGUUGUGCUCACGGCUUUCCUCGACUGUAAGAACAUCAUUCUUGGCAAGUCACACUACUUGUUGUAUGUGUUGGCUACAGCUAUGCAGCCACGGUGGCUGGUAACACUUGAUGACAAUCUUCAGCCUCUGAAUGUGAGCGUAAGAGUUGGACAGGCUGUAGAUGUUAUUGGCAAGGCAGGAACACCUAAAACCAUAGCUGGAUCUCACACGCACACCACACCCGUUUUGCUUUCAUUUGGCGAAAGAGCUGAAUUGGCCACUGAUGAAUACAUUCCACUGUCUCCUGUUAUGGAAGGUUUUGUCAUUCUCAAGAAAAAUGAGGACAGUGUCAUGGCAUCAGUUCAA